AUGACAACAUACCACAAUGAAGAUAACAUUAUUGGGGGUUUCAUUACCCAUUUUGGCAGGAGGGAGGACUUCAAUCCUCGUCCAAGACGGAUUUUAACUGAAACAGAAACAGAGCUGAUAUCUCAGAAAAGGUUUAAUGAACUGGUUGAGCAACAGAAGAAGGUAGAUGCAGAAAUUGAUGCCCAGUUGUCCCGGCGAGAGGAGGAUUUACGGCUUGAAGAGGAGGUGAUUAAAUGUAGCUGCAUCUUUGGAUGCGAGAUGCGAGAUGUAAUUAAAUCAGGCAUGGAUCUAUGCCUGAGUUUCAACUGUGUUAUGCAAAUCAGUCAGUGUUUUCAGAAUGACUCAGAAACCUUUCUUUUCUUGUUUUUUUUUAGUACUGAACUAGACGUCGAGGACUUUGAUGCAUUCCUGGAAAGAGUAAAAGCAAGAUCUCUUGGAAGCAGUCCUUUUGUUUCCCCAACUGCGACAGUGCCAAAUGGUAAUGUGCCUUGGGAAGAUGCCUUAGCUCAAGGUAUGGAAGCGACAAAGAUAGCUGGAAAGUCACUUGACGCACUACAUGGUUUUUCAUCAUCUGUUGAUCUCGUAUCAGUUAGCGAGAGAUAGUAGUUAAUAGAAAUUUUGUAACAUUAACUUUUGACAUCAUAAGAAAUGUUGGGUAUUCACUAUCAGUACAUCAAGUUUGUCAAAAAUUAAGCUGAUUUGUAGACUCAUUCAACGUCAGUUGUGAACAUUUUCUUGUAACAUUACUGCUGAUGUAAUACAAGACUUUUCUGUACGUGUAUUUUGAUUGAAAAGGAUUUGGUUUAUCUUCAGGUAGGAUCUGUGUCAAAAAUAUUCCUUGAAAGAUGCCAAAUGUGAAUGCUGUUUGCAACUAAAAAUAAUCAUAAAAAAACAAUGUUAAAAUUCUUUACAUUUAUUUAUAAUAACAUUAUUACAAACAUUCAUGGUGCUUUCCAUUCAUUCAAGCUAAAAUUCCAGAAUUUUCCAAACAGGGGUACCUGGUAAUCGGUAAACUAAAGGAAAUUUCCCUGGAAAGUUUCUGGAAAAUCUGAAAGUUGUUGAAUUUCUGAAAUGUAAACCAUUAAACAGAAAAUUCCAGAAACUCCAGAAAGAAAAUCAAAUGGAACAGAAAUUCCUAGUACCGGUAAACAUUUUUUGAAAAUUUGAGCAAACCUUAUGAGGUUGUCCUCUUUUCUAGAAAUUCCAGAGAAUGCACUUCCAAGACCAUUUGCAAUCAUAAAUAUUUCUGCAAAUUCAAUGCCAAUUUUUCUGGUUUACUGGAAAGCACCCUUAAGUUCUAGUAACUAACUCAAGUGUAUACAAAGUAAUGCAGUGUUGUUAGUUUUAUGAUAAAGGCACUUGCUUGUUAAAAGUAAGUGGCCAUAUUUUUGUCUUCAAGGCAGAGAUAUUAUAGAAAAUGAUAAAUGAAAAACAGUUUAUUGCAUUUAUGGCUAAUAACAGUAAGUUGUAUAUUAUUUAAGAUAACCCACCAACCUUCCAUCAGUUACUUAAUGUAAAAAUCAUAGACUUGGAAUCACUUUUAAAAAGGCUAAUUUGGACAUCUUAAGUUCUCAUCUUCUUUUAUUAGUGAUAUCAUUGAUUAAAAACUUUGCAAUAAGAGAUUUUCCAAAUUAAAGUCAUCAGUAUGUUAAUGUUGGCAAUCAUACAUGUGGCUACAGUACUAUCAAAUACUUCUUUUUCAAAGUUUUAUUAAUGUUUUGUGGAGCCAAGUGGUUUGAAAGCUGCUUCACUCUAAUAAGGAUCAAAAGUAGAUCAAGGUUUCAGUGACAUUUCCUUGUAUAAAAGUGUUUUUUUUUCUUUUUUCUAAUUGCUAGUGUUUUGAAGAAUUUAUUAACCAGAAACCUCCCUAGAGAUUUACAAAACUGAAUUAGAAAUUCUGCCUAUCCUAAAUUAGCUUAAUUGAACUUUGAACAGUCAGGCCAGGAUAUUAAUUUGUAAAUCUCAUAUAUUACUGAUCAGUGGCCAGGGAAAACAUUUUUUCUUAAAAAAUCAUUUCCUGAUGCACUUCAUUGAUAAAAGCAUUAUCUGACUUGACAACCAAGUCAACAAGGAGUGGAAUUCAUUGUUGAGUUUAUAACUUCUAUAUUUUAGGAAAGUUUCUUUAGUGUGUCAUCAAGUACACAUUUUCAAUGUUAACUGUACCCAGAUGCAAAUACAACUCUUUCACUGAGUUUGACAAAUCUAAAAUAUAGUUUGUGUGAAACCAAACUGGAUUUCCUGACAAGUGGUUUGUUAGUCAAUGUGGCAGUUUUCUUCUCAAUUAAUGAAAUUAAGGUAAGGACUGCAGCAGUAAUUAAUGCAUCAUUGAAUACAAUAAAUAGAACCAAGGUGUAAAGAAAAGUUCAGUUUUUGAGCUUGGCCUUCAGGCAAGCUGUAACUAUAUGAUGUACAUGUACAGCCCAAAAACUUUGCUCCUUUUCUUUAAGCCUUAUCUUACCAGUCUGGGCAAUCCAGUUAACAUUAAAUUAAAUAAACAUGAAUAAUUCCUCUGAACAGUACUUCUGAAAUUUGAAUUUUCUUGCAAAAUGUUUUGCAAAAACUGUCAUUUUCCUAUCAGGCAAGCAAGGGACAAAAUCCACUUGCCUGACGACAAAAUCCACAAGCCCUUGAUUAAUGGAGAAUAACUUUCUUGGCACAUUGAGAACAGAAUUAUGUAAAUGUGUGAACUAAAUAGAAAGUUUGUAAUGGAUUGUACAACUGAUUGUCUGAGGAAAUCCAGCAGUUUUUAUAAAAUAUAUUUUUGUAGUUCAAGUCACAUACUAAGUCUUUUCAGUAGAACUGUACUGUAUAAUCCUUAAUUAAAACUAAAUAUAUUACCUUACUGAAAAAGUUAUGAGAAUGGCAAACUACCAGUGGGUAAAGUUAGUGUAAGAAAAGAUUUUAUUAAAAAUGAUUAUAGAAAAAAGAUA
Orbicella faveolata is the source of this 2930-nucleotide messenger RNA. RefSeq lists its product as uncharacterized. Gene Ontology annotation, biological process: negative regulation of cell motility; regulation of Arp2/3 complex-mediated actin nucleation; negative regulation of substrate adhesion-dependent cell spreading. The record is from RefSeq and is a predicted model, not a curated record. Gene Ontology annotation, molecular function: AP-1 adaptor complex binding. NCBI's taxonomy places the organism in Eukaryota, Metazoa, Cnidaria, Anthozoa, Scleractinia, Merulinidae.